Molecule: messenger RNA, 918 nt
Organism: Balaenoptera acutorostrata (minke whale)
Lineage: Eukaryota; Metazoa; Chordata; Mammalia; Artiodactyla; Balaenopteridae
Product: olfactory receptor 13C9-like
Exons: 4
Coding region: 1-918 (305 amino acids)
Biological process (GO): G protein-coupled receptor signaling pathway
Cellular component (GO): membrane
Molecular function (GO): olfactory receptor activity; G protein-coupled receptor activity
Source: RefSeq, a predicted model, not a curated record
AUGACUAAGGAUCCAAAAGAGGAAAUAGCACAUGAGUUAAAUGAGCGGUUCCAUGUUACAUCAAAUAAGAGACAGAGGCCUGUCAUCGAGCCAGUCCACUCAGAGAAGGGUUUCAGUGAGGCCGGAGUGGAGCAGCGUGGACGGAAGCUACAGCUUUUAGUGGGUGUGGGCCCCCAGCAUCUGAGACUCCCACCUUCAUACCUCUAUGUACUUCUUCCUGGGAACCUCUCCUCCUUGGACAUCUGCUACACCACCACCUCCAUUCCCUCCACACUGGUGAGCUUCCUCUUGAAAAGAAAGAAGAUCUCCUUCUCUGGCCGUGCAUUGCAGAUGUUCCUUGGCUUGGCCAUGGGGACAACAGAGUGUGUGCUCCUGGGCAUGAUGGCCUUUGACCGGUAUGUGGCUAUCUGCAACCCCUGGAUCAUAGGAGUUGUCAACUCUGCAGUACAAACUGUGUUUGUGGUACAGUUGCCCUUCUGCAGGAAUAAUGUCAUCCAUCAUUUCUCCUGUGAAAUUCUGACUGUCAUGAAAUUGGCCUGUGCUGACAUCUUAGGCGAUGAGUUCAUCAUGUUUGUGGCUGCGAUAUUGUUCACAUUGGUGCCCCUGCUCUUGAUUGUCAUCUCUUACUCAUUAAUCAUUUCCAGCAUCCUGAAAAUCCACACUUCUGAGGGGAGAAGCAAAGCCUUCUCUACCUGCUCAGCUCAUCUGAUAAUAUUCUCUGGAACUAUUCUCUUCAUGUACAUGAAGCCCAAGUCUAAAGAGCCACUUAAUUCAGAUGUCUUGGAUGCUAUUGACAAACUUAUAUCCAUGUUCUAUGGGGUGAUGACUCCCAUGAUGAAUCCUUUAAUCAGUCUCAGAAACAAGGAUGUGAAGGAAGCAGUAACACAUUUAUCUAACAGAUGGUUCUUUAGCAAGUGA